Microthlaspi erraticum is the source of this 567-nucleotide messenger RNA. Lineage: Eukaryota; Viridiplantae; Streptophyta; Magnoliopsida; Brassicales; Brassicaceae. The record is from the annotation of a GenBank genome assembly.
AUGGCUUCUUUACACGAAGCUCUUUUCUCUUCUCGGCUUCAAUUCCAUUCCCCUUCCUUUAUCUCUACUUCUUCUUCUUCCUUCCGUUGUGCUCUUCCAAUUAUCCCCAUUCUCUCUUCCCCAGCUGCGAAUUUCUGGGCAGUCAAAUCGACCCAGUUUCUUAAACGGAGUUCGAGAACCAAAUUGACGGAUAUUCCUCGUUCUUAUGCGUCGCGGAGAGGGUUCGUUUGCAGAGCUGCCGAGUAUAAGUUUCCGGAUCCCAUACCCGAAUUCGCCGAAGCUGAGACUGAGAAGUUUAGGGAGCAUAUGCUAAAGAAGCUAUCCAAGAGGGAUCUUUUUGAAGACUCUGUUGAUGAAAUUGUCGGAAUCUGCACUGAGAUAUUCGAGACGUUCUUGAGGAGUGAGUAUGGAGGACCUGGAACGCUCUUGGUCGUACCAUUCAUCGACAUGGCGGAUACUCUCAACGAAAGGGAAUUGCCUGGAGGUCCACAAGCCGCACGAGCAGCUAUCAAAUGGGCUCAGGAUCAUGUUGACAAGGACUGGAAGGAAUGGACCGGUACUGAUUAG